CAACAAUUCUGCGGCUUGGCUUUGAUCUUUUUCCCUCCAUCACCACGACAAGAGCCAGACGAUUGAUCCUCCAACUCAUCAAUCUAUCAAUCGCCCAACAUGGCCCCUUCCCAGCUCCCCCCGGUUUUCAACCCUACCGCGCAGGACAUUGAGAUGCUCCUUGCCGCUCAGUGCCACCUUGGUUCCAAGAACCUUCAGGUGCACAUGGAGCCUUACCUCUGGAAGCUCCGCGCCGACGGUGUCAACGUCCUGAACAUUGGCAAGACCUGGGAGAAGAUCGUCCUGGCCGCCCGUAUCAUCGCCGCCAUUGACAACCCCGCCGAUGUCUGUGUCAUCUCCGCUCGUCCCUACGGUCAGCGUGCUGUCCUGAAGUUCGCCUCCCACACCGGUGCCACCGCCAUUGCCGGUCGUUUCACCCCCGGUAACUUCACCAACUACAUCACCCGCUCUUUCAAGGAGCCCCGUCUCAUCAUCGUGACCGACCCUCGCACUGAUGCCCAGGCCAUCAAGGAGGCCUCUUACGUCAACAUCCCCGUCAUUGCCCUUUGCGACACUGACUCCCCCACCGACUUCGUCGAUGUUGCCAUCCCCACCAACAACAAGGGUCGUCACGCCAUCGGUCUCGUCUGGUGGAUGCUCGCCCGUGAGGUCCUCCGUCUCCGCGGUACCCUCGCUACCCGCGAGACCGAGUGGGACACCGUUGUCGAUCUCUACUUCUACCGCGACCCCGAGGCCGAGGAGAACAAGGAGAUCGCUGAUGAGUCCAAGGUCGCCGGUGCUGAGGAGAUCGGCGCUGGUGCCGUCGAGUCCGGCUUCGCUGGUGAGAACUGGGAUGCCUCCGCCCCCGGCGCUGGUAACCCCGGCACUGCCUUCGCUGCUGCCUCCGCUGCCACCGGUGCUGCUGGUGCCACCAGCUGGGAUGCUGAGGGUGCCGACUGGGCUGCCAGCUCCGCUGCUCCCUACCACCGAGUGGGCUGAGGCUCAGCCCGCCGCUGGUGAGGCCAAGUGGUAAAUUGCUUCGCGGUGACGAGGAUAGUCGUUGAGAGGGGGGAAGUUUGAU
Penicillium mononematosum is the source of this 1060-nucleotide messenger RNA. It is a transcript of the gene rps0, whose product is annotated as 40S ribosomal protein uS2. The transcript has 2 exons. The record is from RefSeq and is a predicted model, not a curated record. Lineage: Eukaryota; Fungi; Ascomycota; Eurotiomycetes; Eurotiales; Aspergillaceae. Gene Ontology annotation, cellular component: cytosolic small ribosomal subunit; 90S preribosome; ribosome. Gene Ontology annotation, molecular function: structural constituent of ribosome. Gene Ontology annotation, biological process: cytoplasmic translation; ribosomal small subunit assembly. The coding region runs from base 100 to 978 and encodes 292 amino acids.